CAAUGUCAUCUUCAGCAAGAAGGUAAGCACGAACAUGAUUUAUUAUCACAACAAAUUGAACAAUGUUAGAUAGUAAACUAACAAAACAAACACCAUAUAGAAACGACUCCACUAACAACCAACCAAAAUUAUACUUGUAAGUAUUCUUGAUGCUAAAAAAAUCAUUGUAUUUGGAUGUUGCUUUGCAUGUUUAGGCUGCUUGGACUGUGUUAGCACAUUGUGCGGGAAUUCAUUACUUUAAAAGUGGAUAAGCGUUCAGCUUAUGAGCAUGUUUUCUUUCAGAUUCCUAUUUGCGCAACUCCUGCUGCACUGAUACCGCCAAUGGCUGGACUUGGCUUUUCAAUUGGUAUGGUGGAUUCGUCCAUGAUGCCACACAUGGGAUAUUUGGUUGACACUCGCCAUACCUCUGUGUACGGCAGUGUGUAUGCUAUCGCCGACGUGGCAUUUUGUGUUGGAUACGCUUUUGGGCCCUCGAUGUGUGGAACAAUAGUAAAACUGAUGGGUUUCCCUUGGAUGCUGUGGGGUAUGGCUAUAGUAGUGUUCCUCUACUCUCCCCUGGUGUGCUUCUUACGCCAGGCGCAAGUGCGCGAGGAGACGCUGGCGCUGAUCAUGAAAGAUAAGUGUCCGAUUCAGUACGUUACCCAGGCUCAAAAUUACUCUACGCUGGACGAAGCUGUAUCCCCGGAUGAACGCCCUUGAAAUUCAGCUAAAUUUGGAGGCAGUGUCCUGUGUAGAAUUGCAGCAUUGGAAACAACCAUAUUGAAGACACCGAGAUUCAAGAAACAUUUAGAAUAAAAAGAAUGUACAUGUAUGUCAUAUACCGUAGCAAUUCCAAUAGUUACAACCAAUCUGAAAUAGCUCUAUCUUGUGGUAAUCGGGCUUUGUUAAACACUUCAAUAUUGAGUAAUUUAUAAUUCAAAUUUGAGUCCAUUGUAGCCGUCACAAUUUAAUUUUGUGGUUGAAAGAGUGGAUGUCCAUGCGAUGUACUACAGGUAGAUGCAUGUCAAUGUAAAUGUAGGCCAUUUCCUACGUGUUGCA
Lingula anatina is the source of this 1038-nucleotide messenger RNA. Its product is annotated as synaptic vesicular amine transporter. Gene Ontology annotation, cellular component: terminal bouton; synaptic vesicle membrane. Gene Ontology annotation, molecular function: serotonin:sodium:chloride symporter activity; xenobiotic transmembrane transporter activity. Lineage: Eukaryota; Metazoa; Brachiopoda; Lingulata; Lingulida; Lingulidae. The record is from RefSeq and is a predicted model, not a curated record. Gene Ontology annotation, biological process: transmembrane transport; aminergic neurotransmitter loading into synaptic vesicle; xenobiotic transport.